Molecule: messenger RNA, 420 nt
Organism: Metarhizium acridum CQMa 102
Lineage: Eukaryota; Fungi; Ascomycota; Sordariomycetes; Hypocreales; Clavicipitaceae
Source: RefSeq, a predicted model, not a curated record
AUGAAGCUCUUCUAUAUGGCCACUGUGCUUGCCUCCGCCGCCCUGGCCGUGACCCAGGGUGUGCAGCGCACGCGUGAAGAGUACUCCAUGCAGCAAGGAGAUGAUAUCAAGAAGGUCCUCAGGAGACAGACGGCGGGCCAGUGUAUUGCUAUCCCGCAGGAGUGCACCUCCAGCGUCGACAAGGUUGUCAAUGGGUUUACCGAGGCCCUGACCUCCGGGAGUCUCGAUGUGCUCAUUGGCGCUGCUAACGGCCUCCCUGCCGAGCUGACUAGCAGCGGUUGCAUGGCGAAGCUUUCUGCGUGUGCCAGUAGCCUGCCCAGCAAUCCGAGCAGUCUCCCAAGUGCCGUGCCGAGUGCUGUACCCAGUGCCGUGGCCGGCGUGGCUCCUGGUGGUGUUGGUCGUGGUGGUGUUCCAUUGUAA